CCCCAUCCUCAACCGCAUCCCACCUCAGACACCCGCAUCAUCCUUUUUCUGCAACGACUCCGCACAUUCCGCCCGCUUCGUCUCUUCGUCGUCUUCCAGUCACCGACACACAGUCAAAAUGGCCACCGAGCGUGAAAGCAAGACCUUCUUGGCCCGUCUCUGCGAGCAGGCCGAGCGCUACGAUGAGAUGGUCACCUACAUGAAGGAGGUCGCUCAGCUGGGCGGUGAGCUCACCGUUGACGAGCGCAACCUCCUCAGCGUUGCCUACAAGAACGUUGUCGGCACUCGCCGUGCCUCGUGGCGCAUCAUCUCCUCCAUCGAGCAGAAGGAGGAGUCCAAGGGCUCUGACAAGCACGUCUCCACCAUCAAGGAGUACCGCAGCAAGAUCGAGCUCGAGCUCGAGAAGGUUUGCGAGGAUGUUCUCGAUGUCCUCGACAAGAGCCUCAUCCCUAACGCCGCCACCGGCGAGUCCAAGGUUUUCUACCACAAGAUGAAGGGUGACUACCACCGUUACCUCGCCGAGUUCGCCUCUGGCGAGAAGCGCAAGACCGCUGCCACUGCUGCCCACGAGGCCUACAAGAACGCUACCGACGUUGCUCAGACCGAGUUGACACCCACUCACCCCAUCCGCCUGGGUCUUGCCCUCAACUUCUCCGUGUUCUACUACGAGAUCCUCAACUCUCCCGACCGUGCUUGCCACCUUGCCAAGCAGGCCUUCGAUGAUGCCAUCGCCGAGCUCGACUCCCUCUCCGAGGAGUCCUACCGCGAUAGCACUCUGAUCAUGCAGCUCCUGCGUGACAACCUGACCCUGUGGACCUCGUCCGACAGCGGUGAUGCCGAAGCUGGCGAGGCCAAGAAGGAGGAGGGAGAGGCUGCCAAGCCUGCCGAGGAAGAACCCAAGCCCGCUGAGGAGCCUGCGCCCGAGGCUGCUUCCUAAAUCCUUGUUACCUCCGCUGCAUGCAAACUCGGCAAAGAACCGAGGGGUCUUUUCUUUAUCUUGUUUUAGUUAUCUGAACACUCUCGCCCACCUCUGAACAUGGCGAUAGAUGGGAAAUCGUGUUGGAGGCUGGCUUUAGCCGCUGCCCGCGCUGGUACCCAGUGCGCUGCUUGUCUGGUUAAUGGGGAGAUGGGUCAUGGAACUUCGGAUUUUUUUUUCGGUUUAGGGAUAGGAGAGAUGAGUGGCGCAAGGGUGCUUGUCCGUUGUUUUUCGCCUGCUUGAACUGGCGACGGACUCUUUUUGUUGUUCGCUGCUGAAUGAUGGAACGCUUUUGUUGCCUCUUCUCCCAACCUCCCUCUCUACCCCCAAGUGCCUGGUAUUUGUUCCCCAGUUCUGCUUUUUUUGACGUUACCACCUACCUAGUUUACAUCUGGUCCCGAUUUUUUGGCGGAUCGUUAUGGAAAAUGUUGUCCCCC
Molecule: messenger RNA, 1413 nt
Organism: Trichoderma atroviride IMI 206040
Lineage: Eukaryota; Fungi; Ascomycota; Sordariomycetes; Hypocreales; Hypocreaceae
Biological process (GO): intracellular protein localization; signal transduction
Cellular component (GO): cytoplasm
Source: RefSeq, a predicted model, not a curated record